AUGGCCACCGACACCGCCCGCGCGCCGCCCGACUCGCCGCCGCCGCCCGGGUCGCCCAAGAAGCGCAAACGCAGCCGCAAGGCCGACGGCGACCGCAAGUUCGACUGCCAGCACGCCGGCUGCGGCAAGUCGUACUCGCGCGCCGAGCAUCUGUACCGCCACCAGCUGAACCACAACCCAAAGCACAUCUAUCGCUGCGCAUUCCCCAGCUGCACGCGCGCAUUCGUGCGCCAGGACCUGUGCAUCCGCCAUCAGGAGCGCCAUAACACACACGGCUCGCAGCUGCAGAAGCGCGACAGCUUCGUUGCGCACUCCGCGGCGGCGGCUGGUGGUGGUGGUGGUGGUGGUGGUGCGGCUGUGAGCACGGCUGGCCCGCCGUCCCCCCAGUGCUCGCCGGCCACGGCCACCCCGCCCGCGCCCACACCCACGGCCACGCCUGCGACCGCCCCUGAGCCCGCGCCCGCCGCGCCGCCCAACGCCCCUAACGGCGCCGCCUUCGCCCCCCCGCCGCCACCCCCCGACCCCGCGCACUACGAGCGGCCGCCGGCGUUCAACCUCUUCGCGCCCGCCUUCACGCCCGUAGGCUUCUCGCCGCCCGACCUGCCCGCCCCGUCGCCCGCGCGCACCGCCCCCAGCAGCCACGCCGCGCCGCCGCCGCCCGACUACGCGCUGUCCGCCGGGCUGGCCGCCAGCCUGCCCGACCUCGACGCCAUGGCGGCGUACGCGCUGCCCAUCUUCGGCGGCGAGACGCUCGACCGCUCGCCGUUCGCCAUGACCGACGACUUCACGGCCUGGCUGUUCAGCGAGCCGCACGCCUCGUCGCUGUGCUAUGCUGCGGUGCCCGCUGUGCCCGCCGUGCUGGCCGCCGGCCCCGACCCCUUUGCGCCCGCGCCGCCCCCGCCGGGCUACGGCUUCGCGCCCGACCCAGCCUGCACCGACGGCUACACCACCGCCCUACACCCGCUGCAGCAACUGCAGCAGCAACAACAACAAUCACAGCCGCCACCACCACCACCACCGCAGCAGCAACUGCACCCCAUGAGCGUCACCAGCCUGCUGGACACCGUCCCGCCGGAGUCCCUGAUCUCGCCGCACAAACGCAGCGAGCUGGUGGAGCUGAUCCAGGCCAACUUCACGGACCAGGCGGCGGGGCCACGGCAGCCGGACGUGCUGCGCGACGGCGGCGGCGGCGGCGGCGUGGACACGGACUCGCACGUCCUCAGCCUGCGCAUGAUGCAGGUGUACUUGGAGUCGUACUGGUACCACUGCCACGACCAGCUGCCGAUCCUGCACCGGCCGACAUUCCAGCCAGACGCGGCGCCGGCGCUGCUGCUGCUGACGCUGAUGGCGCUGGGCGCGGCGACGCUGGAGCACGAGCAGUACGGCGCGGCGGCGGCGGACGCGGCGGCGGACCUGGCGCACUUCGUGGCAUGGCACCUGCGCUGGGAGCUGUUCCGCCACGCCGACUUCCGCCCGCCGGCGCGGCUGUGGGUGUUCCAGGCGCUGCUGCUGCUGGAGACGUACGAGAAGAUGUUCGCCACGCGCGCGCUGCACGAGCGCGCCCACAUCCACCACGACACCACGCUGACGCUGAUGCGCCGCGGCAGCUCGCUGAUCGGCCGCGCCGCGCUCGACUCGCCGCCGCCGGUACCAUCGUCGUCGUCCUCGUCGGCACCAGCAGCAGCAGCAGCCACAGCACCCGCCGCCGCCGUCGACCGUGGCGACGAGGCAUGGGCGCGCUGGGUCAAGGCUGAGGCCACACGCCGUGCGGCGUUCGCAGCGUUCGUGCUGGACACCAUCCACGCGACGAUGUUCGGGCACUCGGCCAAGAUGAUCGCGCACGAGCUGCGGCUGCCGCUGCCGUGCGAUGAGGGCCUGUGGGCGGCGGCGUCGGCGGCGGGCGUGGCGCGCGUGCAGGCGGCGCUGGCGACCCGCGGCCGGCUGGCGCCGCCCAUGUUCCUGGACGGGCUCAAGAAGACGCUCAACGGCCAGCCGGUGCGCACCAACUCGUUCGGCCGCACCAUCAUCAUGUCCGGCCUGCUCAGCGUCAGCUGGCACAUGAACCAGCGCGACCUGCAGGUCACGUCGCUGGGCGUGACCACCGCCGGCGACAAGUGGCGUGCCGCGCUGCUGCGCGCCUUCGACCACUGGCGCCGCGAUUUCGAUGAUGAUGAUGAUGAUGACGACCCGGACGAUGGCGACGACAGCACAGGCGGCAGCGGCGGCGGCGGAGGGCGGCCGUCGUACCCGCCCGCCGUGGAUGUGUUCUUCGAGGCGCGCACCGUGCUGCACCACCUGGCGCACAUGGCGGCGCACGUCGACAUCGUCGACUGCCAGAUCUUCGCGGGCGCGCGGCGGCUGCUGGGCCGCUCGAUCACGCCGCGCGACUACAGCGCCGCGCGGGCUCGCAUGACGGAGCGCUGGGCCACGCGGCCGCUGGCGCGCGACGCGGCGUUCUACGCUCUCAAGUUCCUGGUGCUGGUGCUGGUGGUGCCGGCGCGGGCCACAGCAGCAGCAGCAGCAGCGGCGGCGACGACGAUGGCAGCGACAGCGACCGCGGGCGAGUACUCGGCGCGCAGCGACUUCCUGCUGCACCGGCCGUGGGUGCUGUACUUCGCGGCGCUGGUGGUGUGGUGCUACGGCUUCGCGCUGGACGGAGCGCUUCCCGCGCCGCUGCCCGACCUGCGCGCGCCCGCCGCCCAGCGCCGCGACAUGCUGGCCUUCCUCGACCGCGUGGGCGGCGUCGCCGCGCCCGCCGACCUCGAGCGGCUGCGCGACCGCAACCGCUGCCUCGGCCUGCUCAUGGUGCUGCGCGACACCUUCGAGGGCACGCGCUGGGAGCUGCUGCAGGAGGCGGCCGCGCUGCUCGGGAGCUGCAUCGCGAAGCUGAGCGGCGUGCCGGCGGCCGCCUGA
Messenger RNA from Ophidiomyces ophidiicola, 2913 nucleotides. RefSeq lists its product as uncharacterized. The coding region runs from base 1 to 2913 and encodes 970 amino acids. The record is from RefSeq and is a predicted model, not a curated record. Gene Ontology annotation, cellular component: chromatin. Gene Ontology annotation, biological process: regulation of transcription by RNA polymerase II; DNA-templated transcription. NCBI's taxonomy places the organism in Eukaryota, Fungi, Ascomycota, Eurotiomycetes, Onygenales, Onygenaceae. The transcript has 2 exons. Gene Ontology annotation, molecular function: RNA polymerase II cis-regulatory region sequence-specific DNA binding; zinc ion binding; DNA-binding transcription factor activity, RNA polymerase II-specific.